Theobroma cacao (cacao) is the source of this 829-nucleotide messenger RNA. Lineage: Eukaryota; Viridiplantae; Streptophyta; Magnoliopsida; Malvales; Malvaceae. The record is from RefSeq and is a predicted model, not a curated record.
UUUGUUUCACUACGAAAUUAAAGGAAAAGCAUCCGAAUUCUCUGAGCAAGUCCUGAUUACAAUGGCUAAGGCAACGAGAGGCCGCCAGAAGAUUCAGAUAAAGAAACUGGAAGACGAGAGCAGCCGCCAAGUCACUUUCUCCAAGCGCCGCAACGGUCUGUUCAAGAAAGCCAGCGAGCUCUGCGUUUUAUGUGGUGCCAACAUAGGCAUCAUCGUCUUCUCUCCCAAGGGAAAACCUUUUUGCUUUGGUCACCCCAACGUCGACGCGGUGGUGGAUCGUUAUCUCAGCGGAAACCCCACUCUGCAUGGGGAGGAGGAUUCGGAGACGAGCUGCGACGGCACCCCAUGUUUCGAAGAGUUCGACGAGGAGUGCAAGAAGGCAAUGGAGAAGCUAGAGGAAAAGAAGAGGCGGAGUAAAGAGAUUGAAAAAGAGAAGGGAGAGAGGAAAAAGAAGGGACAGUUUUGGUGGGAUGAGCCCAUCGACAACAUGGGGGUAGAAGAACUUGAGGCGUACAUCAAAGCCAUGGAGGAGUUGAGGAAGAAUGUGGCUAGGAGGGCUAACGACUUGAUGGGGGAUGUUUUCGCGGCGGCUACGGUGGCUAAUUCUGGCGGUUUGGGUACUGGUUUUGCUGAUCAAAAUGGUGGUUUUGGCUAUGGUGACGAUGCUUUUCAUUUUGGUCAUGGCCAUGGCCUAGGUUUUGGAGGUGGACAGUUCUGAAAAUGGCGGUCGUAGGCUUGUCCAUUCUUCUUUUCAUCUAUUUUUUGGACAUGGUUGUAUUUCUUUUCUUUUUCUUUUAAAUUAUUGAAGGUAGGAUUCUAUCUACUUUAU